ACUGAGCGGCUGCGCUCGCGCUGAGAGCUUCGCGCUGGGAGGCUGCUGGUCCGUGCGAGUCGCUCGCGGCCAGAUCAGAUUUCUUCAGUUUUGUCGGGCCAUGGUGUCUUUGGUUCCUAUAAGAAUUGGGAAUUUUUAUAUAUUUUUUUCGAUUCUUCUGAAUUUCGGGCACCUCUCCUGAUAAACGGAACGUUUGGUUUAUUGCCGAAUGUACGUUUGACUGGCUUGUCGAUUUUUAUUUUUUAUUUUUUUUAAGUGACCACUUUUUUUCUGCGUAUCCUUCACACCUACGAAGUGCGGGGAGAGGUCUUAUCACUAAGAGCGUCUGUGAGGAAGAUGUUGUCAUGCUAAGACCUGUCCUGCAGACUGAUGGCAACUGAGCAGAAGGGAACACAGUGAAGUGUGGAAACAAAACAUUGGGUCACUGCUACUGAGUGGCUUCUUAUACUAACAGCUACUGUCUGUGGUGGAAGCGAGAUCCUUUGCUUUGGAUUGCUGCGAAUGGACAUUUCAAGCUGAGUCGCACACCAGCUCUCAAGGGCACUCUGUUGUUCAGGACAUUUGCUCCUCUGUACAUUAAGAAAGCAGAUAGGCGGAAUGAGUGGCCUUUCAUCACAUAUUCUGGUGGACCAGAUGUGCGUGGGUCUGCUUCUGGUGUUGGCGUGUCUGUCCUCAGUGCAGAGCAGCCAGUGUCCACACCUAUGUGUUUGUGAGAUCCGGCCCUGGUUCACACCUCAGUCCACUUACAGAGAGGCCACCACGGUGGACUGUAAUGAUUUACGCCUCACUCACAUCCCUGGUAACCUGUCUAGUGACACACAGGUGCUGCUGCUGCAGAGUAACUACAUUGCUAGGACCAGUGAGGAGUUGGAGCAGCUCUUCAACUUGACUGAGUUGGACCUGUCUCAGAACAACUUCACCAGCAUCCAAGAUGUUGGCCUGACCAACAUGUCUCAGCUCACUACACUUCAUUUGGAGGAGAACCAGAUCACAGAGAUGCCUGACCAUUGCCUUCAAGACCUCACCAAUUUGCAGGAGCUCUACAUCAACCACAAUCAGAUCAACUCGAUUUCACCCAAUGCAUUUUCUGGCCUGCAAAAUCUCCUGCGACUCCACCUCAACUCAAACAAACUGAAAGUCAUUAACAGCCACUGGUUUGAGUCAACCCCCAACCUUGAAAUCCUAAUGAUUGGGGAAAACCCAGUAGUUGGUAUUCUAGACAUGAAUUUCAAGCCUUUAGUUAACUUGAGAAGCCUGGUGCUAGCCGGAAUGGACUUGACUGACAUUCCUGGGAAAGCACUUGUGGGAUUAGACAAUCUAGAGAGUCUCUCAUUUUACGACAACAAAUUGGUUAGUGUGCCACACCUUGCACUACAAAAAGUUCCCAAUCUAAAAUUCUUGGAUUUAAACAAAAACCCUGUGCACAAAAUCCAAGAAGGAGACUUCAGAAAUAUGCUUAGGUUGAAAGAGCUUGGUGUGAAUAACAUGGCAGAACUAGUUGCCAUCGAUCGUUAUGCACUUGAUAAUCUUCCAGAGUUGACUAAGUUGGAGGCUACCAACAACCCCAAGCUCUCCUACAUCAAUCGCCUGGCAUUUCGGGAUGUCCCUUCCCUGGAGAGUCUAAUGUUGAACAACAAUGCCUUGAACUCAUUGUACCAGAAGACCAUAGAGUCAUUGCCUAAUCUGCGGGAAAUCAGCAUUCACAGCAACCCAUUACGAUGUGACUGUGUCAUUCAGUGGAUGAACUCUAACAAGACCAGCAUCCGCUUCAUGGAGCCCCUGUCCAUGUUUUGUGCUAUGCCUCCAGAGUAUAAGGGCCAGCACGUCAGGGAGGUAUUGCUGCAGGAUCCCUCUGACCAGUGUUUGCCUAUGAUAUCCCAUGACACUUUCCCCAACCACCUCAACUUGGACAUCGGUAUGACAGUCAAUUUAGAUUGCCGUGCCAUGGCAGAACCCGAGCCUGAGAUUUACUGGGUGACACCACUGGGGAACAAAAUCACACUUGAAACCUUAUCUGACAAGUUCUGGCUGAGCACUGAAGGUUCUCUCCGUAUUUCUCAUGUACAAGUGGAAGAUUCAGGCCAAUAUACUUGUGUGGCCCAGAAUACAGAAGGUGCUGACACACGAGUUGCUACAAUACGAGUCAAUGGGACCCUGAUGGACAGUAUUCAGGUCAUGAAGAUCUAUGUCAAGCAGACAGAGUCUCACUCUAUCUUAGUGUCCUGGAAAAUAAACUCUAAUGUUAUGACCUCUAACCUGAAGUGGUCUUCAGCAACCAUGAAGAUAGAUAACCCACACAUUACUUACACGGCUAGGGUCCCAGUUGAUGUUCAUGAGUACAACCUUACCCACUUGCAGCCAUCCACUGAAUAUGAAGUGUGCCUUACAGUCUCCAACAUCCACCAGCAGACACAAAGAUCCUGUGUCAAUGUCACCACAAAGAACGCGGCUUUUGCUGUAGACAUCUCUGAUGAAGGGACCAACACUGCCCUAGCAGCUGCAAUGGGGACAAUGUUUGCCAUCAUUAGUCUUGUUUCCGUUUCAGUAUAUAUUGCGAAGAGGUGGAAGAGGAAGAAUUACCACCACUCUUUGAAAAAAUACAUGCAGAAAACCUCCUCUAUUCCCCUGAAUGAGCUAUAUCCUCCUCUCAUUAACCUGUGGGAAGCAGACAGUGAGAAGGACAAAGACGGAUCCUUGGAGAACAAAUCCAGCCAGGUGGACACAACACGAAGCUAUUAUAUGUGGUGAAGUCCCCAGAACUACGCUUCCAGGAGCACAAAGACAAACUUUUGCUUUUUUGUGCAAAAGAUAAAAAAGGAAAAAUGGCAAAUUUGGUAUUUUUAGCUUUGCUAAUAUGAGGCAGAGUGGUAAAAGAUAGGAUUUUUUUUUCUAGUAUAGCGUAUCGCCUUUGUUUCUUCUUUCAAACACUCAGUAUGGCAACGUUCAGCUUCAGAAUCAUUUUUCUUGCUGUGCUUUACUUUUGUAAGGCGCUUUAACUGCACAGCUUUGGAUCAUGCCAAGGACUCUAUCUGAGGUCAGUCAACACAGCAACAAGUAAUGAAGCCCUACUUUGUCUAGCUGUCUAUUGAGAUUGCAGAGUUUCUUUCUCUCUCUUGUGAAACAGUUUAACUGUUGUGCACUGAAACAUUAACAAGUUUGUUCAUAGACUUAAUAUGAAGCUGACAGUGGGGAUUACACUUGUUAUACUGUCUGCGUUAGCGAUUGUACUGUAAUGUUGUAUCAACUAUUAUUUGAAUUUUUGAAUUUUAACAAAAACUUUUUGAAAUUACUUUGCUAUAUGAGUACUGUUUAGGAGCAAUAUAAAUGUGAAUGUUUGAUAACAUAGUUAUUAGGCAAAUGGACUACUAAGUUUUUUUUCUUCAUUACUCUUGUUUAUUCUAUUUUUUAUUUUAUUUUUUUUGCUAGGAUCUGUCCAUGAUCACUUAAUUUUGUUGUGAUUUAAGACGCAACAUAUGUUGUAUAUUGAAGAGCAAAUGAAAAUAAAUUACCCUUUUUUUAAA
This is a messenger RNA of Brienomyrus brachyistius, 3521 nucleotides long. RefSeq names its product leucine rich repeat neuronal 1 (gene lrrn1). Gene Ontology annotation, molecular function: protein binding. The coding region runs from base 598 to 2748 and encodes 716 amino acids. The transcript is spliced from 2 exons. Lineage: Eukaryota; Metazoa; Chordata; Actinopteri; Osteoglossiformes; Mormyridae. The record is from RefSeq and is a predicted model, not a curated record.